AGAUGUCAGAUGGAGGGAUGUAGGGGAUGACGGCGAAAGUGAGUCACAAAAGAAGACCCCCGUCAGUAUAAGAGUCCCUGGCGGAGAAGCUUGGGCAGGCAGUCUGCAGUAGCCAACACAAUGAGAACUUCACUACUCCUCCUCUCCUGCCUCGCUGCGGCGCUGGCUCAGGACGCCCCACCGGUGAAGAUCGACCUCUACUAUGAGACGCUCUGCCCCUACAGCAUCGACUUCGUCACCACCCAACUAUACCCGACCUGGACCAUACUCAAAGACAUCAUGGAAGUCGAGAUGUUCCCCUUUGGUAACGCCGAAUACGAAGCAGAUGGCGACGGGUGGGUGUUCACCUGUCAACACGGUGAUGAAGAGUGUCACGGGAACAUGAUCCACGCAUGUGCCAAGGAUCACUUCAAGGAUAUCAACAUCGAGAUGGAGUUCGUCAACUGCCUGCUCUCAGCCGACUACCCUCCCAACGCUGGAGCCACAUGCGCGGCUCAAGUGGGACAAGACUGGGCACCACUGGAGGAGUGUGUCAGUUCUCUGGAAGGACAGAACCUCCUUCAUGAUGUGGCCGUCCAGGAGGAGAAGCUCGACCCCCAGCUCUACUUUGUACCUUGGAUCCUCGUCAACGAUGUGUUCGACGAGGACUUGGUGACUGAGUGCCAGGUGGACUUGAAGUACGUGGUGUGCAGUACAUACACAGGUACACUACCUGAGGCAUGUACCACCGCCCAGAAAAUCAAACCAAGUCGCUUCUCACACACUCCGAAAAUCACCAGGAAGCCGUAAAUGACACUACGCUCACCUCCGGCCUCGUUUUCUUUCCUGCACAUUACAGUGCGUCCGAUUCUGAAUGAACAUUCUUUAUCUCUGCACCUAUUAAAUUUUAGUUGUUUUAUGAUAAGUUAUGUCACUUUAACUUUUAUACUAAUGUAGUUAAUCGCUAAUUAACAAUUACAUUAUGGGAUAGCGGAUGCCAGUCGUAUAUAUGCGACUGUAGUCGCAUAUACACGUGGAAAGUGUUUCACGUACGGUAAACAGUAUACACAUAUACCAAAUUCGAUUGAAUGAUUUCCAACGAAAUGUGCAACAGUGGUGUAUCCCUGAUGAUUUUACCCUCUUGUUUGUCUAAUUUGGUUAUAAGAGGUUAAUUAUAUUAAUUUACGAUAAUAUAGAUCACAUUACAGUAAUCUACCCACAAAUAACUAAUAUUUAAUGUUAUUCAUUGCUUAGAUCGUUCAGAAAUCCACGCAUGUAAAUGCGUAAAAAAAGCGAACGUAUUUCAAGACUUGCCCGACUUAGAGUAUAGUGGUGUGUUUUGGGUCCUCUUUUAUAUGUAGUGGUAAUGGGUUAACGUCUCCAUUCUCUGACUUAAUUGUCUUCAGCCAUGGGACUUACAAUUUGGUCGACAACUUAAUACACUCACAUGGUGACUCUACAGCGUAAGCUGUAGUGGCCCUAUAAACAACAACACUGGGGCUUCAAAUGAAGCUACCAAAUGGCUUCACUAGACUUCUGAGAACAGGGCUCAUACGGCACAAACUGUUGUAGCCCUUAUACAGCAACACCAAAUGGUUUGGAAACGUCGCAGUUGGUAUGCUUUGUUUUCAGAUUAAAAAAAAAAGAGUACGAAUAUUCACAAAAAAAAAAUAUUGUACGUUGUAAAAUAAAGUUGUCUGCUUA
This is a messenger RNA of Cherax quadricarinatus, 1683 nucleotides long. RefSeq names its product gamma-interferon-inducible lysosomal thiol reductase. NCBI's taxonomy places the organism in Eukaryota, Metazoa, Arthropoda, Malacostraca, Decapoda, Parastacidae. Gene Ontology annotation, molecular function: oxidoreductase activity, acting on a sulfur group of donors, disulfide as acceptor. The record is from RefSeq and is a predicted model, not a curated record.